Molecule: messenger RNA, 2889 nt
Organism: Cadophora gregata
Lineage: Eukaryota; Fungi; Ascomycota; Leotiomycetes; Helotiales; Ploettnerulaceae
Gene: DPH1
Product: Diphthamide biosynthesis protein 1
Exons: 2
Coding region: 20-1366 (448 amino acids)
Biological process (GO): protein histidyl modification to diphthamide
Molecular function (GO): 2-(3-amino-3-carboxypropyl)histidine synthase activity
Source: RefSeq, a predicted model, not a curated record
AACAAAACAAACCAGCAGAAUGGAAGAAGAUCGAGCACAGGUCGACCUAGGAAUCGCUGUGGAUGUGGAGGAGCAAAUAGAAGAAGCUGCUGCAGCGCAAAGAUUACCCAAGAAGCGAUUCGUGGGAAGGAGGCAAGCCGCAGAAGCAGGGUUGAAGAACGACCCAAAUGGUUCGGUGGAGGAAAGCGGCGCAAUACAAAUAUCAAAGCCCAGAAGAGCCCCUCGAACCCUGAACCAAGUCCCCUCCGAGAUCCUGAACGACCCGGACAUCAACGCUGCGAUCGCACUCCUCCCUCCGAAUUAUUCCUUCGAAAUUCACAAGACUAUACACCGAAUCAGAACAAAUGGGUCGAAAAAGGUUGCUUUGCAGAUGCCGGAAGGAUUACUGCUUUUUGCAACGACCAUAUCGGACAUUUUCACACAGUUCUGCCCAGGAAUCGAGACGCUGAUAAUGGGAGAUGUGACAUAUGGUGCAUGCUGUAUCGAUGACUACACUGCAAGGGCUCUUGGAUGUGACCUGCUGGUUCAUUAUGCACACUCUUGUCUUAUUCCGGUAGAUGUCACGACCAUCAAAACGCUGUAUGUCUUCGUGGAUAUCAGUAUCGAUACAACUCAUCUGCUGGCGACUUUGGAGAAGAACUUUCCAUCUGGAAAGACAAUAGCUAUGGUAGGGACAAUUCAGUUCAAUGCGACCUUGCAUGGAGUCAGAGCACCAUUGGAGAAGGCGGGAUACAAACUGUUAAUUCCACAAAUUGCUCCGCUCAGCAAGGGAGAGAUUUUGGGAUGUACAUCACCAAGGCUGACAUCUACGGAUGGAGUGGAUAUAAUUCUGUACCUUGGAGACGGGAGAUUCCAUCUUGAGAGUGCCAUGAUACACAACCCCACCAUUCCGGCUUACCGAUACGAUCCGUACUCGAGAAAGCUGACACGAGAGAGCUACGAUCACAAGGAAAUGCACACUCUGCGCAGAGAAGCCAUUUCGACCGCAAAGUCGGCCAAGAAAUGGGGUCUGAUUCUGGGUUCUUUAGGUCGUCAAGGCAAUCCUCACACAAUGGAUUUGAUCGAGAAGAAGCUUGAGGCGCUAGGAGUUCCAUAUAUCAACCUUCUCCUCAGUGAGAUCUUCCCUGGAAAGCUGGCCAUGAUGAAUGAUGUGGAGUGCUGGGUGCAGGUUGCAUGCCCAAGAUUGAGUAUCGACUGGGGCUAUGCUUUCCCGAGGCCGCUUUUGACACCGUAUGAGGCGUUGAUUGUAUUGGGAGCAAAGGAGGAUUGGGACAAAGGGAAUGGCGGAGUGUAUCCCAUGGAUUAUUAUGGAAAGGAAGGUCUUGGAAGGACCAGGGAAGCAAAGGCUAUUUCUGCGACCGGAUGAAUCAACAGCCCAAGAAAGCUGUAGCAUCAAACACGAUAUCAAUAUGAGCCAUCCCCAAAAGUCCUCGAGAAGAAGGAAAGAUUGGCUGGGCACGGAAGUGUAUGCUUCUGCUGAGUGCAGGGCUGGGAUGUUAGCCUUGAAAUGAGGUCCCAGGUGCAGAAACAUGACAUCCAAUGCUGGGUGUACGACUGCUAUUCUCCCAAUUCCUGAUUCAGGUAUGAGACUCAGUGAUGGUCCACUGACCAGCUCUCGAGAGAUGACAGUAUGAGGGCUAUGUUUGGACAAUUUUCGGGGCGACAACCUGUCUUGGUUUCUCAACGGUGGACUAAAUAUAGUCAAGAGGCUCGGAUGAAUCGAGCAUUAAAGUAUCUCCUGCAUUUCUCCUCAAUGCUCUUUCAUGUUCCGCCGCCAUUUUCCACCUUUACCAAUCACUAAAAAUGGAAUAUCUUAGUAUGUUGAAUCAAGCUAUGGAGCCCCUCUACUUGUUUUAUGGAGCCUGAUGCAUUUCUUUGUACCAUAUUCUCUUCAAGCCGCGAUCCGUCUCAUUCCAAAGCAGGCGGACUCACCAACUGGGACCUAAUAACAUGCUUUGUCUUCCCAUGCAAUCUUCCAAAGGGUUCCGAUCAACAUAUUUAGAAUCACAACCCAUGACGUCGCUAGGUCUCAAGAAGUAUAAAUACCAAGCAAUUUCUCCCAGUUUGCAGUUUCCUCUUCCUUCUAUAUCACAAAACCAAACAUCUCAACACUCCAAACACCAACCAACCUCCUCAAACAAACACAACAAAAACCAACCAACACAACACAAACAAACCCCUAAUCAAAUGUCCUAAAACUCGCACAACGGCACCUGGGGCGCCGCUCAAGGCUACAUGCCCACCGGCAGCGGCGCAUGGUCCCAAAAAAAUCCUCGACCACCUGUUCAACAAGCUGCCGCUGGAUAUGGCGGCGCAGGAUACAACGCCUUUUCUGGCGGUAACGGCGCUGGCCUUCUUUCCAACGGACAGGCCUAUACUCCUGCGCCUGUCGGAAGAGAGCCCCCUCGUCGUCCGCCAAUUUUCCAUAAACCGAAUAAUUUUGGACCGGCCAAUGGACCGGAUGGGAAUGGGGCUGGUGGAUAUGGAGGCGGUGGAGGAUACUUUGAUGGAGAUGAUCCUUUUUAGAUGGAAGGGGGAGCUGGUGAUGUGGAGGGAGAGGAUUAGGGAUUGAUGGGUGGGAAGAGGAUGAGUGAUCGAGCGGAUGGGCAUGGCUUUGCAUAUUGUAUACGCUCUUUUGAUAGUAGAAUAGACCAUUGGACUUUUCAAAUUCUUCCUUCUGUUAGCUUGGUAGUGAAAUAUUGACCACGAAGAGCGAGUCAUUACCAAGGCUGUAGCUUCACUGGCAAAAGAGAAACUCGCUUCCCGCACCAGCACAACCCCAAACCAGUAUCAACAUCAACUGUCCUCCCUAAUCUUCUCAUCUACAGCAUCAAGAACCAUCACAGCCACCCUCUCUAUCCCUUGAAUUUCGCUCCCCGCCACAUGACA